Messenger RNA from Tricharina praecox, 1045 nucleotides. RefSeq lists its product as uncharacterized. NCBI's taxonomy places the organism in Eukaryota, Fungi, Ascomycota, Pezizomycetes, Pezizales, Pyronemataceae. The transcript has a single exon. Bases 135 to 836 code for a protein of 233 amino acids. The record is from RefSeq and is a predicted model, not a curated record.
UGCCCAUCGUCCCGCCGACGACCGUCGAGGGACACGCCGAGAAGGAGCUCUCGGUGCGUAGACUCGACGAUGUGCACCUGCACCUGUGGUGGGCGGGACGACCAGCCAACAUCCGGCCCUUGCAUUCGCAGCGGAUGAUGAAGCGCGACAUCGUUCCGUCGGAGAACAUCGGUCUGCACCUGGUGUGGUUCGAUACGACGUACUACGUCAAGCCGCUGCCGGAGUGGCUGCUCAACUGGGACUACUACGACGAGGUGCUGUGUGCAGACGAGCAGCUGUUCCGCGCCGCCAACGGCCUCCUCAGCACCUACACGAAGCUGGUGCAGCACCCGAGCGAUUUCCGGAUCGCGCGUGAGCUGGGACUAUUUCCCGAUAGCUUGGAGCGAUGGGAGGACUGGAGCCGAAUCGCGGCGUCCGUCCAGAGAGGCAACGGCAUCGCGGACGGCAACGUGAGCGAGCGCUACCGCUACGGUGAGCUCCGUCUCCGACGCCUAAAUCACAUCUACCGCAUCUUCCGACGAGAAAACUACCACUCGGUGUACGCCCAGUACGACCAGUUCUUCUCCAAGAACUUUGCCUGGCUCCUGCUGCUGGUGGUAUAUCUCUCUGUCAUACUCUCGGCCAUGCAGGUCGUCCUCAGCACCGCAAUAGAGAACGUCCCGUUCGAGAAUGUUUCCUAUUGGGUCUCGAUUGCGGCGCUGGUGUUCAUCGGCGUCGUCAUAGGACUACAAGUGUUCCUGUUCGUGGGGCUGUUCCUGUACCAUCUGGUGUGUACGAUUCUCAACCUGGAGAGGGAAAGGGUGCCGUGGGCGGGUCAUACGAAGGGGGGGUCAUAGAUUGGAGCUUUUAUUUUGUUUGGAGGAGUGGCCGUUCCGGUAUCCGGUUUCUGCGACGAUGUAUGCGCGCAGCAUGUUUGUUUUCUUGUUUGUGUAUACCAUUUGCGUUUCAGAUUAGUUCAUAGUCGUUUCAGGCAGUGACGUUUGGGUACGGAAACAUGUAUACUAUGAAGGAGGGUAUAUGACGGGGCAGGGCGGGGCAGGGCGGG